AUGGAGGACAGCAGAGGAUCUAGCGCAGACGCGACUGGACUUUCUACUAUGAUCAGGGACUUGUCGCUGAACAGUGGUAGCGGGUCGAAACAGAACUCGACUAGCACUGGCGUUGGUGUUGCUGGUGCCACGGGUGCACCAGCUUCUGGAGAAACCUCAAGUCGCAAGACUUCCCCGAUGAGCUACGCCAGCGCAGCCCAACAGUCGGGAGCGGAGAGCGGGGUACUUGGUGGCACAGCGGGCGGGCCGUACGCAGCUUCGGCUGCUGCGCAAACCGCACGUGCGCCCUCCGCGAGCAGUACCAGCAGCAUCAGCAGCGGCGGCGGCAGCAAAGGCCCCGGCGGAGCGCUACAGGCCGCUGGGGAGAGCAUCCCUCCUGCGCAGAGCGUAUCGGGCGCUGGUGCCGCUGGUUUCGGAGACGGAUCUGUGGCGGGCUUCGCCCUAAACGGUAUGAGCUCGUUGCCAGCGAGCGGAGCUACUGCUGUGCCAGCCGCAUCAGCGAGCGGAACGGGCGAACUGCCAAACGUGUCUCUCUAUGUUGGCGAUUUGCAGCCAGAUGUCGUUGAACAGAACCUUUUCGAGCUGUUUUCCUCCGUCGGACCGGUCGUCUCGGUAAGAGUCUGCCGCGACGUUGUAACCCGUCGCUCGCUUGGUUACGCGUACGUCAACUUUCAGAACCCAGAAGACGCCGAGAGAGCGAUCGAUGUCCUGCAGUUCUACGAGGGGCCGCUCACGAAAAAUAAGCCCAUUCGGAUCAUGUGGAAGCGCAGUGAUCCUUCGCAACGCCGAAAUCCCGAGGGAAAUAUCUUCAUCAAAAAUCUCGACAAGAGCAUUGACAACAAAGCGUUGUACGACACAUUCAGCACAUUUGGCAAGGUUCUUUCGUGCAAACUUGCGACCGACGACAAAGGCAAUUCCUUGGGAUAUGCGUUCGUGCACUACCAGGACGCGAAUGUGGCGAAAUACGUCAUCUCGAAGAUGAACGGCAUGUUGCUCAACGGACAGAAGGUUUACGUUGGAGAAUUUCGCCCAAGACGCGAGCGCGAAGCCACUGGGGAAUUAUCCACCAAGUUCACGAACGUGUACGUCAAAAACUUGGAUGAGUCGUUGUGCACGACCGAAGAGGUGACAAAGCUAUUCGCACCAUAUGGAAACAUCACGUCGAUUUUCAUCCCAACGGAAACCGUUCAGGAGCAGCAACCACACCACGAAGACGAGCACCGUGCACCUAGUGAAGAAGCGAGCAGCGAAGCGGGUCGCCAGGGUGGCAGCAGCCAAGAGGUCAAGUCGGCGGGCGCCGACCAAUCGAAUGCGGCACCAGACCUGGAAACGUCGGAACGGAACGAUGGAGCCAAGGCUCCAGAGAAUCGUGCGCAUGCUCAAAGCGUUGUGCGCGUGCGACCUCGAGGAUUUGCCUUUGUCAAUUUUGAGACGCCCGAGCAGGCAGCUGCAGCUGUAGAGGCUCUGAAUGGAAUGGAGCUUAACGGAAAGACGCUCUAUGUCGGGCGAGCACAGAAGAAAGCCGAACGCGAGGCGAUGCUACGAGCGCAAAUGGAGCAGCUGCGCAACGACAGGAUGCAGAAACUCCAGGAUGUGAACCUUUUCGUGAAAAAUCUCUCCGAUGAUGUGGAUGAGAAUCGCCUCCGAGAAGAGUUCUCCCGCUUUGGCACAAUCACCUCGCUGCGUAUCAUGCGCGAUGAAAAGGGCGUGUCGAAAGGGUUCGGGUUUGUUGCGUUUUCGCACCCUGAUGAAGCGAUCAAGGCCGUCACUGAAAUGAACCAGCGAAUUGUCGGUCAGAAGCCGAUAUACGUGGCCCUCGCGCAACGCAAAGACCAAAGAAGAGCACAGAUCGAGGCACAGCGAGCGGCGAUGAUGCGAGCCCAGAUGAGCUUCCUUCCGCCUGGCUUGGCUGCAUCCAUGUACGUUCCUGGAACUGGCAUGCCGACACCUUCGGGUUAUCCAUAUCCGUACGCAGUGCAUCCGAUGCAGAUGCAGAUGUCCAUGGGCAUGAGCCGCGCUAUGUCCGCGAUGCCCGGUGGUGCUGCCUCGGGUGCCAUGACGUACGGCGGAUUCGCAAUGCAGCCAAAUAUGGCGGUUGGAGCAUCAGGUAUCCCGCGGAUGAAUAUGACCUCGCCGAAUAUGACGAACGCUGCGCCCGCAUCCGCCGGCAGUAUUCCAAUGGGCGGCCCAAAUGCCGCCAUGCUGAUGCAGGGCCGCAUACCCUACGCUACCGUGGGAUCGCAGCAGCCAAUGACGAGCACGCUUGGCUCUGGUCAGGUUCUGCAGAACAGCGGGGCGCCGGGCGCUGUAGUCGGCGUACCCGGAUCGGCAAACGCCGAAGCAGGUGCCACAGCGGCCGCUUCUGGUCAUCCCAACCCGAACUUUGCUGCAAGCGGCGUUGCAGGUCGUGCGGGGCCUCGCCAAGCGCGAAUGGCUGCCCGUAUGGGUCCAGCAUCUGGCCCGAUGCCGGGAGUAUCCAUGCCAGCCAUGGCGUCAGGGUUACCGACCGGCCUGGGUGCACCCGGCAUGGGCUACAAAAUGGGUGGCGCGAUGCGGGCGCCUCCUGGCGGUACCAUGGCGGGUAUGGUUGCCAUGUCACCAAUGACAGCUGGGGCGGGCAACACGGUACCGUCCGGUGCCAUGGGUAACAUGAUGAUUGGCUCUGCGGCAUCGCAGCCGCUCACCGUCCAAAUGCUUGCGAAUGCGGACCCCAAACAGCAGAAACAAAUCCUUGGAGAGCGGCUCUAUCCACUCGUUUACCAGCAACUUGUGCGUGAGGGUAAGCGAGAGCUCGCUCCGAAAAUAACCGGUAUGCUUCUGGAGAUGGACAACUCCGAAGUGCUCCACCUUGUUGAGUCCCCAGAGGCCCUGCAGGAGAAAGUCGAAGAGGCGCUCGAAGUCUUGCAGCAACACCUGGCUAGUUUACAGGCCAAGGCCGCUCAGCAUACCUCCGCACAACAGGGCUUGUCAUCAACAGCGCCGUCAAACUCUAGCGCGUAA
Molecule: messenger RNA, 3000 nt
Organism: Cyanidioschyzon merolae strain 10D
Lineage: Eukaryota; Rhodophyta; Bangiophyceae; Cyanidiales; Cyanidiaceae
Product: polyadenylate-binding protein
Exons: 1
Coding region: 1-3000 (999 amino acids)
Cellular component (GO): ribonucleoprotein complex
Molecular function (GO): RNA binding
Source: RefSeq, a predicted model, not a curated record